Stegastes partitus (bicolor damselfish) is the source of this 4437-nucleotide messenger RNA. RefSeq names its product phosphofurin acidic cluster sorting protein 1-like. Gene Ontology annotation, biological process: protein localization to plasma membrane. Bases 1 to 2574 code for a protein of 857 amino acids. Lineage: Eukaryota; Metazoa; Chordata; Actinopteri; Pomacentridae. The record is from RefSeq and is a predicted model, not a curated record. Gene Ontology annotation, molecular function: transmembrane transporter binding. The transcript has 21 exons.
AUGCCAGAGACAGGUCAGCGGGUGCGAAUGCCUUAUACAACAAGCCAUUUAUAUCAGUCUCAUUAUCAAGACCUGACAAACAAAUGUCAUUUCUUCAACAGCCUGGACCCAUCUAACAAUUCAUCACCCACCUGUCAGCUGUUUCGGUGUCCGUGCGUGUGUUUGCUAAAGUGUUGUGUUUUGUAUUUGCAGUACCCACACUUCCUGAAGAGGGACGCCAACAAGCUUCAGAUCAUGCUGCAGCGGCGGAAGCGAUACAAGAACCGGACCAUCCUGGGCUACAAGACGCUGGCUCUGGGGCUCAUCAACAUGGCCGAGGUGAUGCAGCACCCCAGCGAGGGCGCCCAGGUCCUGGGGCUCCACAGCCAGCUGAAGGACGCCUCGCUGCCCGUCGCUGAGGUCCGAGUUUACUCUCUGUCCAGCCAGCCCAUCGAUCACGAGGGACCCAAAGCAAAGAUGUCUGAUCGUUCCCCAGACAUCGACAACUACUCUGAAGAGGAGGAAGAGAGCUACUCAUCAGAACAGGAAGGCAGCGAUGACCCCAUUCAUGGACAGUAUCUGUACGACGAAGAAGAGGAGGUGAGGAAGAAGAAGCCGAGGCGCAAGCUCCCUUCCAACGCUGCCAUCACCAGACAACCCAACAUCAAGCAGAAGUUUGUCGCCUUGCUGAAGAGGUUUAAAGUCACUGAUGAGGUUGGUUUUGGCCUCGAGCACGUCUCCAGGGAGCAGAUCCAGGAGGUGGAGGAGGACCUGGACGAGCUCUACGACAGCCUGGAGAUGUACAACCCCAGCGACAGCGGGCCGGAGAUGGAGGAGACCGACAGCAUCCUCAGCACCCCCAAACCCAAGCUAAGGCCCUUCUUUGAGGGAAUGUCUCAGUCCAGCUCGCAGACGGAGAUCGGCAGUCUGAACAGCAAAGGCAGUUUGGGCCGAGACACUUUCAGCCCGGGGGAGCAGCCUCCUCUGGAGAAGAUGAAACCCUCCCGCAGCCGCAACCUGGAUGACGUCCCGUCUGAGACCGACACGCUGGAGCUAACGGACCAGGAGCUGUUUGCUGAGGUGGGCCCCUGCAUCACAGUGUCGGUGGCAGAGAAACCCCGUACGCCCCUGAAGAGCAGCAAAAGUGAAACCCAGCCCAUGGCGUCACCACGGUUGGACGGAGGCCACACGCCCAGACAGAAGCGCAGCAGCACUCCCAUGAAGGAAAGACAGCUGUCCAAACCUCUCAGUGAACGAACCAACAGCUCAGACUCGGAGAGAUCCCCGGAGCUGGGACACACCACUCCGGUCCUGAGGAAGGCUGUGUACGAUCAGCUCAAUCAGAUUCUGUUGUCGGACGCGGCGCUCCCAGAGAGCCUCAUCUUGGUCAACGGCACAGACUGGCAGGGGCAGUAUGUUGCAGAGCAGCUCCAGGUACAGAGACACCCGGUGGUGUGCACGUGUUCGGCAGCUGAGAUCCAGGCGGUGCUGUCUGCUGUGCUCACUCGCAUCCAGAAAUUCUGUAACUGUAACUCGUCCAUGCCCAGAGCGGUGAAGGUGGCGGCGGUGGGCAGCCAGAGCUACCUGGGAGCCAUCCUGCAGUUCUUCGUCACCCAGCUCGCCAACAAGACGUCCGACUGGCUCAACCACAUGCGCUUCCUGGUGGUGCCUCUGGGCUCUCAUCCUGUUGCUAAGCACCUUGGCGCCCUUGACAACCGCUACAGCUCCUCCUUUCUGGAUGGAGCGUGGAGGGACGUGUUCAGCCGCUCGGAGCCGCCACAGACAGAUCAGUUGGAUGUAGCGGGUAGAAUCGCCCAGUACAUCAGCGGAGCCACAGUCACACACCAGCUGCCCAUCGCUGAGGCCAUGCUCACCUGCAAACACAGGACGCGAGAUGAAGACUCCUACCAGAAAUUCAUUCCUUUUAUUGGGGUGGUGAAGGUUGGUCUCAUCGAGUCUGGUCCGUCCCCAGCAGGGGAUACAGAGGAAGGUGUGGCAGUGAGCUUGGCGGUUCCCUCCACGUCUCCUCCGUCCCACGGCUCCCCCACAGGGAUGAUCAAAGAGGCGGCCACGCCCCCCUCCUCACCCUCUAUGGGCAGUGUCCUCACAGUACAAGGGAGCCCCAGCAUGUCUCACGGCGUGGACGCCAUCGGCCUGCAGGUGGACUACUGGCUGGCCUCGCUGGCGGAGAAGCGUCGGGAGGGCGAGCGGCGCGACACGGGCUGCAAGAACACGCUGAAGAGUGCCUUCCGCUCGCUGCAGGUCAGCAGGCUGCCAGGAGGAGGCAGCAGCGAUCCACAGGCGCAGGUCAGCACCAUGGCCAUGACCGUGGUCACCAAGGAGAAGAACAAGAAAGUUCCCACCAUCUUCCUGGGAAAGAAGCCCAAAGAGAAGGAUGUCGACUCUAAGAGCCAAGUCAUCGAGGGCAUCAGCCGACUCAUCUGCUCUGCCAAGCAGCAACAGACCAUCCUGAAAGUGUCCAUCGACGGCGUAGAGUGGAACGACGUCAAGUUCUUCCAGCUGGCCGCCCAGUGGCCCACUCACGUCAAAUACCUGCCUGUCGGACUUUUCGGCUACAGCAAACCCCCGUCUUAGGGCCGAGCGCCGCCCGACUUCUCUGACCCCGACCUGACCUGCGACUCUCCUCGAUCCUGUCACACCUUUGCGCACAGACCCCGCCUCUCAGCGCCUGCAGAGCCGAGAGAAGACGUGGAGCGGCUGGAUUAUUUCCAUCCUUUGGUUUCAUUUUAGCCGUCUUGUUUCUCCGUAGGGAGGAGGUGGAGGAGGAGGGUGCUGGGUGCAGCGCUGUUACUAGUCACUUUAAUGCCCCUUUUUGUGUGUCUGUGUGUGCGAUGAGUGUGCAUGCACACGUGAAUGUACAGUAUGUGUGUAAAUGUGUGUGUGUGUGUGUGUGUGUGUGUUUGCGUGUGUGUUUACAGGGGGGUUACAGCACAAGUUUAUUAGCUAACUGCCAUUUCCGUUCUAUGGAAUGCAACAGCAUGCAACAAGUCACCAUUUUCAAGCCCUGACAGUCUGACCCUCGACUACUGACCCCGUCAAAAGUCACCUCGAGCUCCGAUCCACACGUGCAUGCUCCCGACUAACAGACACACCACUCAUGUGCCACCAACAGUAACUCAAAAUAAAAAGCAGUGCAACAGGGCUUCGGUGUUUGCAUGAGCCGGUGAAAACACAAAGAAAAGUCGCCUCCGCUCACAAAUAAAAGGCCGCCGUGUCGUGAUUUUUCUCCCUGCGAAACAAACUCCCCUCUAAGCAAACCCUUUCAUUUUUGAUUUGUAUUAAUUUCAAGGGCUUCCAGUGACGGUUUUAAAUAUUUUCUCUGUACCAAAAUGAGUCAUUUGGAUGUCUUAAUGCCAAACAGAAAAGAAAAAAUAUCCAUAUAAAGGGGAAGUGUCUUUUUUUUUUUCUUUUUUUAAACUGUGCUCUAGUGAAAAAUAGUAAGAACUUCCCUUUAAAGCUGUUUUGUGAUGCAUAGUGUGUGUUAUUGUGAAGAGUUACAAGAUUUCAGGGCAGGAGCAACUAUAAUGUGCAGUUUUCUUUUUUUUUCUUAUUUGCUAUGCAUUUAUGAAUCCACUACUGGCGAAAAUAGACGAACUCCCUUCAUAGCAGAUCCGAAUAAAUAUGCAACCAGAAACAAAAUGCAUGUUUAAAAAGUUCAAAACUGUUGACAGGAACAUGAUGGGAAAAGUGUGGGUGUUUUUUCCCAGAUUAAACUCCGCAAGAAUGAGAGUUAAUUACCCACAAUGAAGCACAAUGUCGUCGCCAGUUGGCCCCAGAAAAUCCUCACUUUAUCAGCAACACACUGGCAGCUUUUCUUUUCAGUGAAAACAGCGGACCUGGUCAAAAAAAGUCCCAUUCUUUGAGCCGUUCCCUUUUUAUUUCCUUUAGACUCCUUAUUAAGCAUUUUUAUCAGGAAGCAGUCGGGUUUGUGUUAUUUUGGCACAGGUCUGCUUCGUGCUUUUUCUGUAGGAUGUCGUGAGGUGAUUAGUGAGUGUACAGUAACUGGUAACAAGUGUGUGUGUGUGUACGUGGUGAAGUAAAUGUAAUGUGGUCAAAAAAAAAAAUCACUUCAGAGGAGGAAUAGUUUUUCUACCAUGUGAUAGAGGGCAUGCAAUUGGUGUGUGAGAGUGUGUGUGUGUGUGUGUGAGUGUGUGUUGGUGCUGAUGUGUGGUCAUUAUCAAUGUCACUGAUUAGGGCUGUGAAAGCUGCAGUGGUCAUCUUGUUCACGUCGUAGCCCGGCACGAGGCAGCAGGACGAGAUUACAAAUUAACUCCACUUAGGAGCAAAUUUUAUAGUAAUUGGGUUAAAAAAAAUCUUUAAAAUAAUCUAAACCUGUGCAGCUCUGCCUUGUGUCGCCUACAUCCUAACACUCUCCAUCUCCGGUGAAGUAUUCGCAAAAUAGUCUCUUUUUUUUAAAAUAAAUAGUGUUAAUGCCAA